Messenger RNA from Alnus glutinosa, 2261 nucleotides. Its product is annotated as protein DETOXIFICATION 49. The record is from RefSeq and is a predicted model, not a curated record. The coding region runs from base 256 to 1854 and encodes 532 amino acids. Gene Ontology annotation, cellular component: membrane. Gene Ontology annotation, biological process: xenobiotic detoxification by transmembrane export across the plasma membrane. Gene Ontology annotation, molecular function: xenobiotic transmembrane transporter activity; antiporter activity. Lineage: Eukaryota; Viridiplantae; Streptophyta; Magnoliopsida; Fagales; Betulaceae. The transcript has a single exon.
UCAUCUCCAAAUCUUAGUUCUCCACUGUGGAUUUUGUACCUAUUAACUGUCUCUUGCAGGCCGGGGUAAGAAACUAGGAAUAGACAUGCAAGUCCUUACAAAUAGUUGAUGAGAUAAAUUCAAAGUUCACAAAGUUUUAGGCCCGGGUCCCAAAGAGCAAAACCCUAUAAAACCCCGACCACAAUCCCCCUUCUUGAAUCCCCCCUCCCCCCCAACUCUCUCUCUCUCUAACACAUUUGUUUUCAGCACGAUAAAAUGUGUCAUCUAACUUCUGCUCCUCCCUCCAGCAAAUCCAAUUUAAACAUCCCUUUCCUUCCCUCAAUCAAAGAAGCAGAGCAGCCCAAGAUGCUUAUGUCCCCAUUAUUCUCCAAACAAGAAGAAAAGCUAAAUACAUACAGAACAGAGAGAGCCCAUCUGUCCCUCGCUGUCAUAGAAGCCAUUUCCAUUGCCAAAAUAGCUCUCCCCAUGAUACUGACAGGCCUUCUGCUAUAUUCUCGCUCAAUGAUCUCCAUGCUCUUCCUCGGCCGCCUCGGUGAUCUGGCGUUAGCCGGGGGUUCCCUUGCCGUCGGCUUCGCUAACAUCACCGGCUAUUCCAUUCUCUCUGGCCUUGCCAUGGGGAUGGAGCCCAUUUGCGGGCAAGCUUUUGGUGCCAAAAAACACACCCUCCUCGGCCUCUCUUUGCAGAGAACAGUGCUUCUGCUCCUCUGUACUUCAAUACCUAUUUCUCUUCUGUGGCUAAACAUGAAGAAAAUUCUUCUCUUUUGCGGCCAAGAUGAAGCUAUAGCAGCAGAAGCACAAUCAUAUCUUCUCUACUCUCUCCCUGACCUCUUGGCUCAAUCGCUUCUACACCCAUUGCGCAUCUAUCUUCGGACGCAAUCUAUUACUCUGCCUCUAACCAUUUGUGCCACUCUUUCAAUUUUACUUCACGUACCCAUCAACUAUUUUCUCGUUUCACACCUUAAUUUAGGAGUCAAAGGGGUAGCUCUUAGCGGCGUUUGGACUAACUUCAAUCUUGUCGGCUUUCUAAUCCUCUACAUCCUCAUCUCUGGCCUCCACAGGAAAACUUGGCGAGGCUUUUCUGUAGAGUGUUUCAAAGAAUGGAGAUCUUUACUAGAUUUGGCCAUUCCAAGCUGCAUUUCAGUCUGCCUCGAGUGGUGGUGGUACGAGAUUAUGAUUUUGCUAUGCGGGUUGUUGUUAAAUCCCAGAGCAACCGUGGCUUCCAUGGGCAUUCUAAUCCAAACCACAGCCCUUAUCUACAUAUUCCCAUCAUCGCUGAGCUUUAGCGUAUCCACAAGAGUUGGUAAUGAAAUAGGUGCAAACCAGCCCCAAAAGGCGAAGCUGGCAGCCAUUGUAGGCAUUUCCUGCAGCUUCAUAUUGGGAUUUUCAGCAUUAGUCUUCGCAGUCAUGGUGAGGAAGAGUUGGGCUACCAUGUUCACCCAAGACACAGAGAUUAUAGCCUUGACAUCACUUGUUUUGCCGAUAAUCGGGUUGUGUGAGCUCGGAAACUGCCCGCAAACGACGGGCUGCGGAGUCCUGAGAGGGACCGCAAGGCCUAAGGUUGGCGCACGUAUCAACUUGGGGUGCUUCUACCUUGUGGGAACGCCCGUGGCGGUCGGGUUGGCUUUCUAUGCCGGGCUCGACUUCCGGGGGCUGUGGUUGGGGCUUUUGGCGGCGCAGGGCUGGUGCGCGGUGACCAUGAUGGUGGUUUUGGGUCUGACAGAUUGGGACUUAGAAGCCAAGAGAGCCAAGGAGCUCACCGGAGCUGCCCCUGCUGAUGAAAGCCAAGAGGUUGAGGAAUGGAAGCAAGUCAAAGCUGAAAUCAAGGAUGAUCAAGCUAAUAACUUACUCGUUUAAUCUAAUCGAGCCAAGAGGUUGAGGAAUGGAAGCAAGUCAAAGCUGAAAUCAAGGAUGAUUUUUUAACUUUACCGGGGGAUUUAGAUCAAGCUAAUAACUUACUCGUUUAAUCUAAUCGUUUUUCUUUUCUUUAUUUGGUUAUGUGAUUUAUGUCCUAGGGUGUACAUGGGGGUGUACUGAGGAAGAGACAGCGAGAGAGAGAGGUUGUGAAUUAAUUUUGUAUGGGCCUAGAUUUCUGGCGGAACUUUCUGCUAUUUCCAAUGAAAUUGAAUCGGACCCAGUCUGUAAUGCAUAUCCUUGGAGGGAGCACAUGUAAUCCCCUCGAGGAGAUCAAUUCUGUUAUGUGCUCUGUUCAGAUAUUUUUUGUAUUAUAAAGAAAUUAGAAGACUUCAUUCAACAAUGCCAAA